GAAGAAGAGAGAACAAUGGCAGGGACGUUAGUAUCUCGGGCCUUCCUUCUUCUUACCGCCUCUAACUACAAGUCCUAUCCUUUCCCCUUUGUUCUCAGUAAGCGUCUCAUAGCCAUAGCUGCAGCCAACCACUCCAACAAAACCAUCUCUUUUGCUUCUUCUUCUUCUUCACUCACAGAAAACCACCACAGGAGGUUGCUUCUCCCAUUAUCGCUAUCUCCUUUUCGUACCUUCAAUAGUGUUAGGUUCUUCAGCUCCUCCGAACCCAGCACCAAAGUCAAUACCAAGGUUAACUUCUCUCUCCCUUCAGACGACGAAGACGAUGACGAAACGACGACGAAAACCGCCACCAAAGAGAUCGACAAGUCGAAGCUCCCUCCCCCGUACGACCCUUUCAACAAGAAGCCCGCCAUCGAGGACCCAGAAGACCCAAAAGACCUGCAAGAAGUCUUCCACAAGAUGCGCACCGAUGGCCUCACCAACAAUGCAGUCAUGAUGUUCGCCGCAUUGUCCAAAGACGGCUUAACCCACGAGGCCCUGGAGCUCUUUGCUCAAAUCAAGGACAAGGGUCAUAUGCCCGACGUCGUUUCACACACUGCCGUCAUAGAGGCCUACGCCAAUGCCGGCAAGACCAAGGAGGCUCUCAAGGUGUACCUGCGCAUGUUAGCCUCUGGGGUCGCCCCGAACGCCUACACUUACACUGUUCUCAUCAAGACGCUGGCUGCCGACCCCAGCGGUAAGUUCCUUGGGGAUGCCAAGAAGUACUUGCUGGAGAUGAUGGGCAAGGGAAUGCGGCCCAAUGCCGGCACCUACACAGCGGUGUUCGAGGGGUUUGCGAGGCAGGAGGAGAAGGCAGAGGAGGGGAGGGAGUUGCUGGUGGAAAUGAAAGGUAAGGGAUUUGUGCCGGACGAGAAAGCUGUGAGGGAGGUUCUUAAGAGCAAGAGAGGACCUGUGAUUAGAAGCGUAACCAACAUUCUCUUUGGCAAGUAGAUAGAUUUUGCUCAUUGUUCUAUGUUUUCGUUUUUGUUAUGAAGUUUGGAACUUGAAAUGAAAUGCCAAUUCAACCAA
Prunus avium (sweet cherry) is the source of this 1068-nucleotide messenger RNA. RefSeq lists its product as uncharacterized. Lineage: Eukaryota; Viridiplantae; Streptophyta; Magnoliopsida; Rosales; Rosaceae. The record is from RefSeq and is a predicted model, not a curated record. Gene Ontology annotation, molecular function: protein binding.